This is a messenger RNA of Penicillium angulare, 1641 nucleotides long. RefSeq names its product amino acid permease/ SLC12A domain-containing protein. The record is from RefSeq and is a predicted model, not a curated record. Gene Ontology annotation, cellular component: membrane. Gene Ontology annotation, molecular function: amino acid transmembrane transporter activity. The transcript has 3 exons. Gene Ontology annotation, biological process: amino acid transmembrane transport. Bases 1 to 1641 code for a protein of 546 amino acids. NCBI's taxonomy places the organism in Eukaryota, Fungi, Ascomycota, Eurotiomycetes, Eurotiales, Aspergillaceae.
AUGAAGAAACCAGAAACUAACUCAGCUGAUGAUAUUCAGCCAGACACCAUGGCUGAUUUUGCCGUGGGAGAUGUCACACAUGAAGGGAAAAUGGCCCUCGAGCUGAAUCAUGGUGGUCGAGGUGCCACUCAACGUCGCUUGAGAAACUACCAAGUGACCAUGAUAGGAUUUUGCAGUGGAAUUGGCACUGGUUUAUUUAUUGGAACUGGCUCUGCAUAUACAAAGGCUGGACCGGCUGGGCUCUUCCUUUCUUAUUUCAUAGUAGGAAUGGUUUUAUGGUGUGUUAUGCAAAGUAUUGCUGAACUGGCAACUCUAUUCCCUACAGCCGGAUCUUUCCCUCACUGGGCUACUCGCUUCAUUGACCCAGCAGUGGGAUUCUCACUGGCAAUCUCAUAUGGUUAUUGCUUUACUAUCGCUAUAGCCACUGAAACUUCUGCUGCUGCAAUCAUCGUGUCCUUCUGGUCAGAUAUCUCGCCUGCUGUAGUUGUGACUGUCAGCCUUGUUUUGAUCCUUUCUAUCAAUUUGAUGAGUGUCCGCUUUUAUGGAGACUCAGAGGUCAUUGGAGGUGCUGUGAAAGUUACUUGUUUCAUUGGAUUAAUUUUCGUGUCUAUCGUCAUCACUGCUCGGGAUAAUAUAGGCUUUCGCUACUGGCAUGACCCCGGCGCAUGGACGAAUUACGAUGGCAUUACUGGGCCAAAGGGCCACUUUUUAGGUUUUUUAUCAUCCUUUGUUAAUGCUGCAUUUACCUAUAUUGGUAUCGAAACUGUUGUCAUUACUGCUGGCGAGUCGGUAAAUCCUCAUUAUGCAAUUCCCAAGGCAGCUCGCUAUAUCACUUACCGCAUCGCAUUCUUCUACAUCCUCGGGGCCUUUUUGAUCGGAUUAAUCGUCGAUCCCAGAAAUCCAGAUCUUACAGCUGGCUCCUACAAUGCAAAUGCGUCGCCAUUUGUUAUUGCUAUAAAGUCUGCCGGAAUCAAUAUCUUGCCAUCUAUUGUCAAUGCGUGUAUCUUGGUCUCCGCUUGGUCUGCGGGCAAUUCAUACUGCUGGGUCGGUUCUCGAAUGAUUCUAGCCAUGACUACAGACCGGCAUCUACCUCAGUUCUUUGGAAAGGUCACUAAGAAGGGAGUACCUUAUGUUGCUGUGAUUACGUCUUGGUUAUUCGGACCUCUAGCAUACCUGAGUGUCGGCACUGGAGGAGCAUCGCAAGCCUUUGCAUGGCUCCAAAGCCUGGGAACUAUGGCAGGAUUGAUAGCAUGGGCCAUUCUUUGUGUUUGCUAUAUUCGCUUCUACGCCGGGCUUAAAGCUCAAAACGUCAGCCGGGAUACUCUUCCUUGGAAAUCGCCAUUUCAACCGUAUAUAGCUUGGUUUGGCGCUAUCGGAGCCACUGUUAUUCUACUCAUUACCGGAUUCUCCGUCUUCAUUAAAGGUCACUGGUCUACGCAAACCUUCAUAUCUUCAUACAUUGGGAUUCCGAUUUUUGUUGUGCCUCUUAUUGCCUGGAAGGUAUGGCAUCGCACGAAAUUUGUUUCUGCCUCGGAAAUGGAUAUUUGGUCAGGACGCCUUUUGGAGGGGGAGAUCGAAAUACCCGUCGAUCCAAGCCAAGAAAAACGCACUUGGAAGCGCAUAUUGGACAUGAUUGUCUGA